Messenger RNA from Oryza brachyantha (malo sina), 1466 nucleotides. RefSeq names its product thiamine thiazole synthase 2, chloroplastic. The record is from RefSeq and is a predicted model, not a curated record. The coding region runs from base 74 to 1129 and encodes 351 amino acids. The transcript has 2 exons. NCBI's taxonomy places the organism in Eukaryota, Viridiplantae, Streptophyta, Magnoliopsida, Poales, Poaceae. Gene Ontology annotation, biological process: thiamine biosynthetic process.
CCCGCGCUGUAUCCACACUCACACACCUCCCUCAUCUCCAGCGAAGCUCAGCUCAGCUCAUCCUCACGCGCGCAUGGCAGCCAUGGCCACCACCGCGUCCAGCCUCCUCAAGACCUCCUUCGCCGGCGCGCGCCUCCCGGCCGCCGCCCGCAGCACCUCCUCCGUCUCCGUCGCGCCGCGCGCCUCCAUCUGCAACUCCAUCUCGUCGUCCAAUCCCCCCUACGACCUCAACGCCAUCAGGUUCAGCCCGAUCAAGGAGUCCAUCGUCUCCCGCGAGAUGACCCGCCGGUACAUGACCGACAUGAUCACGUACGCCGACACCGACGUCGUCGUCGUCGGCGCCGGCUCCGCGGGGCUGUCGUGCGCGUACGAGCUGUCCAAGGACCCCUCCAUCAGCAUCGCCAUCAUCGAGCAGUCCGUCUCCCCCGGCGGCGGGGCCUGGCUCGGCGGGCAGCUCUUCUCGGCCAUGGUGGUGCGCAAGCCAGCGCACCUGUUCCUCGACGAGCUCGGCGUGGCCUACGACGAGCAGGAGGACUACGUCGUCAUCAAGCACGCCGCGCUCUUCACCUCCACUGUCAUGAGCCGUCUCCUGGCGCGGCCCAACGUCAAGCUGUUCAACGCCGUCGCCGUCGAGGACCUCAUCGUCAAGGAGGGACGCGUCGGCGGCGUGGUUACCAACUGGGCGCUGGUGUCGAUGAACCACGACACCCAGUCGUGCAUGGACCCCAACGUGAUGGAAUCCAAGGUGGUGGUGAGCUCCUGCGGCCACGACGGGCCGUUCGGCGCCACCGGCGUGAAGCGGCUCCAGGACAUCGGCAUGAUCGACGCCGUGCCCGGCAUGCGCGCGCUUGACAUGAACACCGCCGAGGACGAGAUCGUCCGCCUCACCCGCGAGGUCGUCCCCGGCAUGAUCGUAACCGGCAUGGAAGUCGCCGAGAUCGACGGCGCCCCGAGAAUGGGUCCGACGUUCGGCGCCAUGAUGAUCUCCGGCCAGAAGGCGGCGCACCUGGCCCUGAAGGCGCUCGGCCGGCCCAACGCCAUCGACGGGACGAUCAAGAAGGCCCCGUCAGCCACGCACCCGGAGCUGAUCCUGGCGUCGAAGGACGACGGCGAGACCGUGGACGCCUGAGCGAACAAGGGGAAAAGAUCGGAAACAAGCAACGCCUCAGUGUGUGGGAGUGCGGAGUAAGAUGUGGUGGUGGUGGUGGCACGGCGGCGUUGGGGACGACGACAAGAUGUGGGCUUUUCCCUGCGGUUUUUGGGAGAUUUGCUUAGACACCCUUGUUUAUCUUAGCUUUGGAUGUUAAUGUGUUUGUUCAUAGCACUGCCACCGUAUGUGCGUGUGCGCGCUCUGCUCUGCUUUGAUUGCCCAUGAGGGCAACAACUCCAUGGAUCCAUCUCUCUGGGACAAAUGAAUAAAGGAUGGAGGAAAUAAGAAUGCUUCUUGCCACUAUUUUUGUUGGUUA